UUCAGUGUGGAGAGCUCUCCUGUCGGCGGAAAUAACGUCUGCUUGCUACUGCUGCUCUCUAUGUCGCCGCAUGGAGUCCUGACAUACACAGAUAGCCAUUUUAACGGGACGCUACUGUGUUGCUUUCUUUUAUACUUUUGUGGCGUGUUCUUCGCUUGCGACACGUUGUGUGAAUGUAGAAGCGAUCGCCAAGAGGAAGAAAUAUAAGAAGUGUCCAUGGCCUUUCUGGCAACAGCAGUGAGGAGGGCUGCCGCCUACAGGCCUUCCCUCCUGUCUCUGUGCCCCCCCGUCACGCGCUGCUACAGCAGCCCAGGAGAGAAGCCGACCGAGAAGAACGUCCCUUACGAAAAAACCCUGAAACAGGAAGGGGGCGCAGCCAGCGGGCCCACCAGAGCCCUGCCCGAGUCUGCAGAUGCUGUUGUGAUCGGAGGAGGCAGCUUGGGGUGCCAGACCGUGUACCACCUGGCGAAAAUGGGCAUGACCAACGUGGUGCUCCUGGAACGCGACCGCCUCACGGCGGGCACCACUUGGCACACGGCGGGCCUGCUCUGGCAGCUGCGGCCCAGCGACGUGGAGGUGGAGCUCCUGGCCCACACCCGGCAGGUGGUGAGCUGCGACCUGGAGCGGGAGACCGGCCUUCACACCGGCUGGAUCCAGAACGGAGGCCUCUUCAUCGCCUCCAGCAAGCAGAGGCUGGACGAGUACAGGCGGCUCAUGUCGCUGGGGAAAGUGUACGGCAUCGAAUCUCAUGUCCUGUCCCCUGCCGAGACCAAGGACCUGUAUCCCCUGAUGAACGUGGAUGACCUAUACGGCACGCUGUAUGUUCCCAAAGAUGGCACCAUGGACCCAGCAGGCACCUGUACCACCCUGACCAGGGCAGCCAGCGCCAGGGGCGCAUUAGUGAUCGAGAACUGCCCGGUGACGGGAAUCCAGGUAGAGACGGACGAUCUUGGGUGGAGGAAGGUGAAAGCUGUGGAGACGCCUCAUGGGACUAUCAGCACUCCCUGUGUUGUCAACUGUGCAGGGGUCUGGGCGCGGAAGCUGGGCGGCAUGGCGGGGGUGAACGUGCCUCUGGUCGCCAUGCAUCACGCCUACGUGGUGACCGAGAGGAUCGAGGGGAUUCAGAACAUGCCCAAUGUCCGGGACCAUGAUGCAUCUGUGUACCUCCGUCUCCAAGGCGAUGCUCUCUCUGUUGGAGGUUACGAACCAGAUCCUAUCUUCUGGAAUGAGGUGUCAGAUAAAUUUGCCUUCAGCUUGUUCGAUCUGGACUGGGACGUCUUCAUGCAGCACAUCGAAGGAGCCAUCAACCGCAUUCCUGCCUUGGAGAGUACUGGGAUCAAAUCGACGGUGUGCGGACCAGAAUCCUUCACAGCCGACCACAAGCCCUUGAUGGGCGAGGCCCCAGAAGUGAGAGGGUUCUUCCUGGGCUGCGGUUUCAACAGUGCAGGUUGCUGGAUUUUCACCGCCUCUUCGGUAAGAAUCUCCGAGGCGGGUGAUGUUCUUGUCAAGUGGGAGAGUGUCUUCUACCGCAGUCUGCGGUUCCAUCAUACUCUCACGGAUAAUAACCGCUGGAUUCGGGAACGAAGUCAUGAGUCCUAUGCCAAAAACUAUUCCGUGGUGUUCCCCUUCGAUGAGCCUCUGGCCAGCAGGAACAUGAGAAAAGACCCCUUGCACCAGGAGCUGCUGUCUCAGGGCUGCGUCUUCCAGGAGAGGCAUGGCUGGGAGCGCCCAGGCUGGUUUAAUCGUGAAGCCCCAGCCCCGGUUUUGGACUACGAUUACUACGGGGCCUACGACGUUUCCAAAAACCACCACUACAAGUACAAGGACCUCCUGGGGAAAGAGUAUACAUUUGAUUUCCCACCUCAUCAUGACGUGAUCAAGAAUGAGUGCUUGACGUGCAGGAACGCUCUGGCUGUGUUCAACAUGUCUUACUUUGGCAAAUUCUUCCUGCUGGGGCCUGAUGCCAAGAAAGCAGCAGACUGGCUCUUUUCAGCGGAGGUUUAUAAGCCUGUGGGCUCCACAGUCUACACCUGCAUGCUGAACAAAAGGGGAGGCGUGGAGAGUGACCUGACAGUCAGCCGGAUCGAGUCAGGCUGCCCAGGCUCUGCUUUGGCUCCGUCUUUCCAAGGAGACGGCUUCUACUUGGCGAUCGGGGGUGGAGUGGCACAGCACAACUGGUGCCACAUUCAGAACGUGCUGCACGACAUGAAGUUCCAGUGCCAGCUUCUGGACUGCUCGGAGGACCUGGGCAUGAUCAGCAUCCAGGGCCCGCAGAGCCGAGCUGUCCUGCAGGACGUUCUGGACGCUGACCUGAGCAAUGAGGCCUUCCCCUUCUCAACGCACAAGCUGGUGAGGGCAGCAGGACACCAGGUUCGGGCCAUGCGCCUCUCCUUCGUGGGCGAGAUGGGCUGGGAGCUGCACAUGCCUGCUCAGGCCUGCGUUCCCGUGUACCGCGCCGUGAUGGCUGCCGGUGCCAAGCAUGGGAUCUGCGACGCCGGGUACAGGGCCAUCGACUCGCUGAGCCUCGAGAAAGGGUACCGGCACUGGCACGCCGACCUGCGCCCAGAUGACACCCCCCUGGAGGCGGGCUUGGCCUUCACCUGCAAGCUGAAGGGCUCCGUCCCCUUCCUGGGCAGACGGGCUCUGGAGGAGCAGAAGGCCGAGGGAUUGCGGCGAAGAAUCGUCUGCUUCACCAUCAACGAGAAAGUUCCCAUGUUUGGUCUGGAAGCGAUCUUCAGGAACGGGGAGCCGGUUGGUCACCUGCGCAGAGCAGAUUACGGUUUUGCCAUUGACAAGACCCUUGGCUACGGAUAUAUCCGAGACCCCAAGGGCAGUGUUGUGAGUAUCGUCUCCCAGAAUCGCUGUGCACAGUGGCGCUUGCCUGUUCUCAAUUUUAAUUUGUGCUCUCCCUUGGUUUGUAUUUGUGUCCUGUGGGUUCGUGUUCCCCUAGACGGUGGAAAUGUGGGCUGGCACUGUUUAACGAUGAGUUAUUGAUAGGGUUCAUUGCUU
This is a messenger RNA of Lepisosteus oculatus (spotted gar), 3009 nucleotides long. The record is from RefSeq and is a predicted model, not a curated record. Lineage: Eukaryota; Metazoa; Chordata; Actinopteri; Semionotiformes; Lepisosteidae.